Messenger RNA from Pezoporus occidentalis (night parrot), 6578 nucleotides. RefSeq names its product DET1 partner of COP1 E3 ubiquitin ligase (gene DET1). The coding region runs from base 488 to 2143 and encodes 551 amino acids. Gene Ontology annotation, biological process: positive regulation of proteasomal ubiquitin-dependent protein catabolic process; protein ubiquitination. Gene Ontology annotation, molecular function: ubiquitin protein ligase binding; ubiquitin-like ligase-substrate adaptor activity. The transcript has 5 exons. Gene Ontology annotation, cellular component: nucleus; cullin-RING ubiquitin ligase complex. The record is from RefSeq and is a predicted model, not a curated record. Lineage: Eukaryota; Metazoa; Chordata; Aves; Psittaciformes; Psittacidae.
CUCUGUGGCCAUGGGAGGGGAAUAGUGAUGCUCAGGACAUGGAGGGUUUUUCUUCCUCCACAAGCAUCCCUGCAAGGGGACAAUCCAGCUUUUCCCCACAGUGAUUUCAUGCUGGGGGUUGUAUCUGGCUGACGGUGCAUCACCCUCCAUGUGAUCUCCCCAGCACUGUUGUCCUUACACACCCUCUCCAAUCCUGGGAAAACAGCCAUGGGAUCCAGAGCUGGGAGGCUCUUGGGAAACAGCCAAGGAACAGCAGAAGGGUCCUGGCUUCAGGAAUGGCAGAAAUCCUCCAAACCAGCCUGAAUGGGCUGAGAUUUAUUGUUUUCCUUUUUAACCCACUUUCUGCCUCUGGAAUAACGGGCUGGAUGUGGAUGUGGCACUGGCAGAGGGUGUUGCGGCUCGUGAUACCCUCCAGUGCUGAGGCUCAUUGUGAAGGCACAGAGCAUGCUGCUGCAGUGGAGGGUGAAGAUGAAGUAGAGCUCUGACCAUGGACCAUGAUGCCCCCACAAUCAGGCCCCGCCGCAUCCAGAACCAGAACGUCAUCCACCGCCUGGAGCGCCGCCGGAUCAGCUCGGGGAAAGCCGGCACCCACUGGCACCAGGUCCGUGUCUUCCACCAGAACGUCUUCCCCAACUUCACCGUGGUCAACGUGGAGAAGCCGCCCUGCUUCUUGCGCAAGUUCUCCCCUGAUGGCCGCUACUUCAUCGCCUUCUCCUCUGACCAGACCUCUCUGGAGAUCUAUGAGUAUCAGGGCUGCCAGGCAGCAGAAGACCUCCUGCAGGGCUAUGAGGGGGAGAUCCUGGCCAACGGCAACGACCAAAGAUCUGUCAACAUCCGCGGGCGGCUCUUCGAGCGCUUCUUUGUCCUGCUCCACAUCACCAAUGUGGCCUCCAACGGGGAGCACUUGAACCGGGAGUGCAGCUUGUUCACUGACGACUGCCGGUACGUGAUCGUGGGCUCUGCCGCGUACCUCCCCGAGGAGCCUCACCCUCCCUUCUUCGAGGUCUACCGCAACAGCGAGUCCGUGACCCCUAAUCCCCGCUCCCCCCUGGAGGAUUAUUCCCUGCAUAUCAUAGACCUCCACACGGGCAGACUUUGUGACACACGGACUUUCAAAUGUGACAAAGUCAUCCUGUCUCACAACCAGGGGCUGUACCUCUAUAAGAACAUCUUGGCCAUUCUCUCUGUGCAGCAACAGACGAUUCAUGUCUUUCAAGUCACACCUGAGGGUACGUUCAUCGACGUACGGACGAUUGGCCGCUUCUGCUACGAGGAUGAUCUCCUAACGCUGUCUGCGGUGUAUCCCGAGGUGCAGCGGGACACUCAGACGGGGAUGGCCAACCCCUACAAAGAGCCCUUCAUAAACUCUUUGAAGCACAGACUGCUGGUAUACCUGUGGAGAAGGGCCGAGCAGGAUGGAAGCGCCAUAGCAAAAAGAAGGUUCUUCCAGUACUUCGAUCAGCUGAGGCAGCUCCGCAUGUGGAAGAUGCAGCUUUUGGAUGAGAACCAUCUCUUCAUCAAAUACACCAGUGAAGAUGUGGUCACGCUGCGGGUGACAGACCCUUCCCAGCCUUCGUUCUUCGUUGUGUACAACAUGGUGACCACAGAGGUUAUUGCUGUCUUCGAGAACACAUCUGACGAGCUGCUGGAGCUGUUUGAGAACUUCUGUGACCUGUUCAGGAACGCCACCCUGCACAGCGAGGCCGUCCAGUUCCCCUGCUCAGCCUCCAGCAACAACUUUGCCAGGCAGAUCCAGCGCCGGUUCAAAGACACUAUCGUGAAUGCCAAGUACGGAGGGCACACGGAGGCCGUUCGGAGGCUGCUGGGCCAGCUCCCCAUCAGCGCCCAGUCCUACAGUGGCAGCCCAUACCUCGACCUCUCUCUUUUCAGCUAUGAUGACAAGUGGGUGUCAGUCAUGGAGCGGCCCAAGACCUGCGGGGAUCACCCUAUAAGAUUUUACGCUCGUGAUUCUGGCCUCCUGAAGUUUGAGAUCCAGGCGGGUCUCCUGGGGCGCCCCAUCAAUCACACCGUGCGGCGCCUGGUUGCGUUCACCUUCCACCCCUUCGAGCCCUUCGCCAUCUCGGUGCAGCGCACUAACGCUGAGUACGUGGUGAACUUCCACAUGAGGCACAGCUGCACGUAGCAUGGCUUGGCUGCUCUUCCUGGGGCUGGGGCUCUGCCACAGGCACACCAAAGCCAGGCACUCGCGCCUUCUAGGAAACCAAACCAUCGCUCCUGUCAAGCAUCCUGACCUGGGAGCUCUGACCGGCCGGCAUCUCGCAGGGCUUCAUCUGCCCUAACUCAAGUUAGGCAUGGGAAUGAUUCUUCUCACCCUGUUUGUACCAUGGAGGUCCCGCUGCAUUAAGCACUGCUGCUGUUCCCUGUUCCUGUUGAUGAACAAAGUGUAGCUGAGGUUCCUUUCCUGGUUUCCCAGAGAUGCAUCCGUUUUCUCUCCUGUUGUAGGUCUCAGGAUGGCAAAGCUGGAGUUUUGCACUGCAUGUGUGGAGUGCUUCCGUCUGCACCGGUGCUUUGCUGCUUUGUUGAGACAAACAUCAUAGAGGGAAUGGAUGGGAGCCAUGGGGAGGGCUUAGAAAUGCAGCUAUCCGUGUUUGUGUCUUCAGUAUUAGCAGGGAAAUGAAAUCCUGUUUUCAUCCACACAAUCCACUUGUGAUUUUAAUAUGCAAGAGAUCAGAAAAAAAAUGGUGAGAGAAAUCACUGCAACCGAGAGACAUGAGGUGCGUUCCUGACUCUUAUGCAAGUCACUUAAUCUUUGUGCCUUAGUAUCUGAAAGCUCCUAAGUGAAAAGUGGUGUGUUAAUACCAUUAAGCCAGGGCAGCUGCCUGUGUCUCUAAUGCAUGAGGAGGUGGGCACAGAAGGAAGAUCAGUGUCUGGGAAGCAUGUGGGGAGCAACAGCAGCUCCUUGCUCACAUCAGAAGGGCUUUUCUGCAGCAUGGGGGUGAAUCCUCACAGCCAUUUGCUGCUGAGAGCAAGGGAGACCCAGCUGCUGGCACCCUCCUGUGUGAUGGAGUACCAGUGUGGAGAAUUAGUAGUAUUUGGGUUUGCCCAAAAGAGAGAGAGGAAACCUGAAUUAAUGUGCAUUGCUGCAGGUUUGCAGUUAGGAGAUGAGCUUGUUGACUUAGGAGAUGAGCUUGUUGAUUUAGGUUGCUUACCUAUCGCUGUCUGAUAUGCUGUUCUCUGUGAGAACCUGAUUUGCUGUUCCCAGGCUUCAAAGCACAGUUGACUGGUGCAUCAGUACUGAUUGAACCACUGUGGUGUUUAUGCUGCUGAUAAAAUAAGAUCCUGGGUAUAGUAUUACCUGCCAGCGUGGGCUGGUGAGGAUGCUGGCCUGACCUUCUCUUUUAAACAUGUUUUUAGUUCUAGGCCAACAUUUGGGCUUUCCUGCACACAGGCUUGUUUAUGGCUUUGUGCUGCCAGGCACUACACCCAUCCCUCUGCAUCCAUCACGAGCCUGUGGUUGUCCCAUUCCUAUAGGAGGUAUAGAGGGGCAUUACAAAAUUGGUGCUUAUACAUGGGAGACCCUCCUACUUUAAAGGACCCUUGGGGAUGUCUUGUUUGGACCAAACUGAGAUGUGGGUGAUGUGUUGUGAAGAACAACAUUGAAGUCAUGCAUGCAUUUUGCAUGGUGCUGCAUAGGAAGAGAACCAUGUGGGUUGUUGGUGCUUGCUUAGUAUCAAGAGUGGACCUUGUAAUGGAGGGUGCUCUGGGCUUCCCUGAAUCAGCCUUUACUCUAUCUCAUGGUACUUCUCUCCUCUCCUGGGUUGCUAAACGUAUUUCUAGGGUAAGAUACUGUAUUUCACCGCUCUCUUCCUUGUGUUUGCACUGUUGGUUUCUCAGGUCUGUCAGGAGCAACUUCAGGGCAGAAGCCUGCUAAUAGAGGAGGCGUCAGGCCAUGUGUGCUUCAGCUCCAGGUUCCUCUCCAUCUAAUAACACUAUUUGCCAAGGUUUAGGUUUUUAUCCUGUGAUUUGUUCCUCAAACAUUUAGUUAAAGCUCCAAGUGGAGAAUCAUUUGCACAUUGUAGAUCGUGGAUUUACCUCCUCCUGCACCACUCUCUUAUUUGUUCACAUUUCCAGUAUGAAACUUUUUCUUUUCCAAAGCUUUCAGCAGCUCCAUCCAAGACUGAGUUUUCUCCUUGGCAUCACAGCCUUGGGAAAUCAGUGCUUCCUAAAAGAGCUGUCAGAUCCCCAUUUAGACUUCUAUUUGGUGGCAAAAACACAAACCACUUCAUUUCUGAAACCAGAGCUUUUGCCAAAUUCAGGCUGUCCUGUGUGAAGCAGAGAGCAUGGCAUGGAUUGUGAGAUGCUGAGACAUAGAGAUCUGUUCUUAGCUCAGCUAGUAAAUUGUUCUGUGACUGGGGCAAAUCUCCUCCUGCUCCAGCUGGUGUUUUCUUCUCUGUAAUGAGGCCAAAAAACCAUAUUUUUCAGCUUUUGUAAAACCACUUUGAGAUUCAUGGAUAAAAAGUGCUGCCUAAGUGCGAAGUAUUUUCUUACUCUGUUUGCAGACAAACUGAUUGAUCAUUCUGGGUACUAAUUGCCUGGGAGUAGCACAGCAGAUCCUCUGGUCUUGGCUGCUGCCUUUUAUAUCUACCACAGAGUUAAUUUUAUUACUGAGAUGUAUUGAACGAAAAGCUUCUCAUGCUUGAAAUUUGGAUUCUUUUAUUGAAGAAACAAGAAGCGUGUGUGGUGGGGAGGGUGGGAGCAAAGGGGAGAUCUUUUCUACCUGCUAUUUUUUUCCUAGGCUAGGAUGAAGAUUUGUUAGCAACACAAAAGACAGAAAUUGAAUAAACACAAUUUGUUUUAAGAGCCUCAUUUAUUGUCUUUGUCUUCCAAAAUGUUUAAUGGUGCAGAUGGGAAUUCCUUUGCUAAGAAGGAAAUUAGCAGAGGUGUGCCUUGGACUACACAGGCAUGUCACAUGCACCUCUUCCUGGCAUUUGGGAUACAAGUGUGCUCAAGGAUAUUCCUGUCUUUGGGAACAUUCCUUUGGUUACUGCAGAUUUCUCAAGCUCUUGUUUACGUGAGCUAAUGCUGCAGGAGGCAUUCUUGGCCUUCAGUUAUGUUUUCCCUUUGUAUAUUAUUGCUAGCCCAAUUUGUAUUUACAGACUCUUCCUUUAUUCCAUUUAUAGCAUUUGUCUAACCCUGGGGCUGUUUUCUGCUGAUGGUUCAUGACCAGAAGAUGCCAGCUGAACACACCUUGCUCGGCAGAAGAGCCAUCAUCUCUCCAUGGCUUCUAGGUUGGGCUGAGGCACUCAGAUUUCCCACUGUGCACUGCUCCCAGCUUUGCAGAACAACAUGUGAAUGGCACCUUCCCAGUGUCUGGAAUCCCUUUUAAGCUGCUCUGUAACAAGCUUGCAGCAUCCCUGUUUGUGUUAGUUCCUCUGAACAUCCACAUCUGGGACAAGAAAUCCACUUUAUUUUGAGCCCCACCUCCACUUUCAUGUGUGCAGAGCUCUGAUGCUUUCCUUUGGAGACCUUGAGCAUAUCAGAAAGCACUUGAGCCUGUGGCUUUUCAGACAGGCACUAAGUGACGAGGUGAUGCUUGACUUGGGAGCCAUGUUUGACUGGCAGUAGAAUCUAUCUUUUGUUACUUCUUGUGCUGCCUUUGCUUUUAAAAAGAAGCAGUAAAAGCAGGACACUUGCAAUAUUUCUUAUAUAAACUGCAUUGGACAGUGAGCUGCAGAAAUCCCAUUAGACUCAAACCUCUGUAUCCUGUAAUGGUGUGUCCCUGCUAAAGACUCCUUUCAAUUAACCUUCCAGCACUGAGUGACUGGCCCUGAUUUAGCUCCUGAUGUUCUCAGUGCACCUGUAUGACCUUCCUUUUGCUCAGGUGCUGGUGCUUGUUCUGCUUCCCUUGGUCCUUCUGACCCAGCCAGCACAAUCAGAUUUCUGAUGCUUUAAGAAGUCUAUUUGUCUGUCUUCUGUCUGUCCCCUGUCUUGCUGCUUUUCUGCCAGCUUUUCCUGCAGGAUCUGGGGGCUAUGGGCAGAGAGAUGGUAAAGGCUGGAUGGCAACGGGAAAUGUGGCACUCCAGCAGCUUUCAUCCUGUGAACCAGGUGGGUGCAUGCUGCAGAGCACAUUGAUGGUUUUGUGGGCAGGCAACAGGACAGGAUUUUGUGGGUUUGCUUUUGCCUUGCUUCCCAAGUUUCAGAGCCCUGGUGAUCAAUGCAUCUGAACCCUCGUGCUUCCCUGUCUUGUUACAUGGUUGUAAAAGCUUUUCUGGCCAAGCACUCCUCAGCAGAAUGGUGAGGUGACUUUGAUUUCUUCAACUUUUCCCCUUGCUCCAGGGCUGCAGGACAUGGGCUGAGCUGUGCAAGGUCGGUCAGUGUAGCAGUAACAGCCUGGCACUACCUGCCCACCAGGCUGACACCUCAUCAGGCAGCAGCAUCUCCUGCUCGAGCCAUUUGCUGGCAAAGGUCUGAUUUGCCUUUGUUUCUCCCAGGGAAGAGCUAUAAUGACUGUAUAAGGAAAGGAGCUCUCAAGAAAACACCUAUGUGGGGAAACCCUGAAUUGCGCAUUCUUCUUCUAAUGUUUUGACAUAAAAAUACCACACUGGUUUUAGACUGGC